Calypte anna (Anna's hummingbird) is the source of this 1508-nucleotide messenger RNA. RefSeq names its product dehydrogenase/reductase X-linked (gene DHRSX). The transcript has 8 exons. Lineage: Eukaryota; Metazoa; Chordata; Aves; Apodiformes; Trochilidae. The coding region runs from base 191 to 1249 and encodes 352 amino acids. The record is from RefSeq and is a predicted model, not a curated record.
GCGCUGCUGUGACAGCGGCGGCGCUUUCCCUUCCGCUGGGUGGGGGCAGCCCCACGCCGCGCCCCCUCUUCGACCCGGCCCGGCUCGGCAGAGAACCACCGAGCCACGGAUCAGCCGCCCGCCCUCCCGCCUGCCGAGAGCUCCUUCCCCGCCUCGCCCCAAGCCAGCCGCCGCGGGGCGGGAGGCGGCCAUGUCGCUAUUGUCUGCUCUGGUGCCCUUGCUCCGGGUGUACCGCAUCGGCCUCCUCGUCAUCCUGCACCAGCUGCGCCGCCGCCUCCUCCCGCGCUGUCCCCCGGCGACUGUUUCGCCUCAGACCUUGGCUCAGAGCCGCGCGGGCGCAGCCUCCCUCAGCCCAGUUUUCCCUACACAAAAUGGAAAGGUUGCUAUAGUGACUGGAGGUGCUAAAGGAAUUGGGUACGAAACUGUGAAGCAUUUGGCACGACUUGGCAUGCAUGUUAUAAUAGCUGGAAACAAUGAGAGCGAGGGCCAAGAAGCAGUGAGAAAAAUACAAGAAGAAACUUUGACUGGAAAAGUGGAGUUUUCAUACUGUGAUUUGACUUCCAUGAAGUCUAUACGGCAAUUUGUGCAGCGGUUUAAAGCAAAGAAUCAUCCACUCCAUGUCCUGGUGAAUAAUGCCGGGGUGAUGCUGGUCCCUGAAAGGAAGACGGAGGAUGGGUUUGAGGAGCACUUCGGAUUGAACUACUUGGGACACUUCCUGCUGACAAACCUCCUCUUGGAUAAGCUGAAGCAAUCAGGAACGCACAGUCACAAUGCUAGGAUCAUCACUGUCUCAUCAGCCACCCAUUAUGUAGGCAAAUUGCACCUGAAUGACUUACAAAGCAGAUGUUCGUAUUCGCCCCAUGGAGCCUAUGCCCAAAGCAAACUUGCCCUUGUGUUAUUUACCUAUCGACUACAGCACCUUCUGACUGCAAAUGGAAGCCAUGUGACUGCUAAUGUAGUAGACCCAGGUGUAGUGAAUACUGACCUCUACAAGCAUGUGUUUUGGGUUGUGAAAGCGGUCAAAUGGAUGACAGCCUGGCUAGUUUUCAAGACUCCAGAGGAAGGAGCCUCUACAAGCAUCUAUGCAGCAGUAUCGCCUGAGAUGGAAGGGGCUGGCGGCUGCUACCUUUACAAUGAGGAAAGGACAAAAUCAGCUGACAUAGCAUAUGAUGAGGAGCUGCAGAGAAGGCUCUGGACAGAAAGCUGCAAGAUGGUUGGGAUUCCUGAUGAAUCCAGCAGAGUUCCCUAGAAGAAACAAUUUCCGGUUGGGUGAACGAAAUGUAUUGACAAGCAUCUUAGGUGAAUUCUUGCAGCAUCAGUCAUCAUCUUGGAAAUCACUGUUCAGUCUCAAAGGCAAACAUGAACAGCUCUGUUCUUUGCUUGAAUCCCUAGUCUGCUAGGGUGUGUGGGAAGUAUUCCCACAGAAAGAUGUAGUGGUUGGUUUUAAAUCUAACCAUCAGUUUUGUAAAUCAUGAUGUUUCAGUCUGUGAUUAAAAUACAAUCUUUAA